AUGUACAUACACAAACCUCCCCCUAAAAAAGAUUCCACAACGUUUGGAGAUGUUCUGAUGAUUUUUGUUUUUGUGAUAAUUCCAGUUUCAAUAGCAUUAUAUUUCAUCAUUCGACAUUUUCGUUUAUAUUAUCAAUCAUUUCAAUUCAAACCGAGAAUGAACUCUCCAAAAUGGCCGAAAUGGUUAACGAUCAAUACAAUCACUUCGGAUCGACACGAUCCAGAAUUCGAAGUUGCAGAAUUUCGAGUUUAUCGGAAGGAAUAUGUGAGACAAACAUGGUUGGACAAGAGUGGAAAACAUAAGGAAAAAGACAAAUUGUUGUUUCUGAUGAUGAGGAAAAUGUUACAAGAUAUUCUCGGAAUAUCAGUCAAUCAAAAGACACUUCCUGAUUCCACGUGUGUCAUUUCAAUUCCAAUGAGAAAUUUUCGAAGUUCUUGUAAACCAGGAGAGUUCAUUGCAGUACACGGUGGACCAUCACCCACGAGUCAUUACGAAUUUCAAAUGAUUGGAGACGAUCGAAUUCAAGCCACGUACUAUAUAGUGGGCGGAGUCGAAUACGUGGCAGGAGUCUGUAUCUAUAUAGAAGAUCCAUAUCAAUCUAUAAUUCAUUAUAGAGAAUCUGUAGUGAAAAAAGUAUUGAGUGGAAACGAAUAUUGGUCGAAUCAAAAUAUUCGAAAUCCAUCGGUUGAAAUUGUGAAACGAAAGAAUCAGAAUAAGCAGAUGUUGGUGACGAAAAGUAAAUAUGGAGAAGUGAAACAAUGGAAUUUCAAUGGAGAUCAAAAGAGAUUCGAACAAAUUGGACCAUUCAAUGAAUCAAGUUAUGAAAUUGAAGAAGGAACAAAUAUGAAAGUUCAUUCGAAAUUAUUCUUUGUCAAAAUGUGUCAUUCGAAGAAAGAAAUUGUGAUGAUAAUGAUGUACAGAAAUGGGAAAACUGAAGGAGUUGCACAACAACUGGAAGCAAUACUAACUAGCGUUAUUGCUGUUUUUUUCAUUAUUGCAAUAUUGAUCUACAUGAUUCAAUACAUUUGUGACUAUUUCAACUCUCGAACAUUCAAAAAGAAAACAGCGACUCCACGUUAUCCACAUUGGCUCUCGGGCAAUUUAUGUACUCUACAGCUACAUGAACCAGUUUAUCCGAUUCCUGAAUUCUGUGUUUUCAUGAAGGAUUACAUCAUGAAAACAUGGAAUAAUAAGGGAAAAGUUCAAGAAAAAGACAAGAAAAUCGUGACGAAACUGAGAAAUGUGUUGGGAAAACUGUUCAAUCUAACAGUGGAUUCUGAUCUGUUUCCAGAUUCAACAUGCAUUAUUUCAAUCCCAAAAUCAAAUUUCCGGAAUGGUUCAAUGCCUGAAUUGUUCAUUCCAAUUCACGGCGGACCUCCAGAUGACAGUCAUUAUGAAUUUCAAAUGAUUGGAGAUGAUCGCAUUCAGAUCACUUAUUAUGUUGUGGACGGAGUCAGCUAUGUGGCAGGAAUCUGUAUUUAUGUUGAAAAUCCUUAUCAAGAAAGAGUGCAUUAUAAUGGAACGAUGAUAUUGAAACUUAUAUUGGAUACUCCCGAAUAUUGGUCAAAAUGGGAUCUUCAAGAAGAAAAAGUGGAUAUUGUACGAGAAAAAGGUCUUCAGAGAUACUUCGUUGCGACGAGAAAUCGAUACGGAGAAGAGAAAAGUUGGAAGUUUAAUGAAGAGGAAAAGGUAUUUGAAUCGUGUGGAAGAUGUCAUAAUUCGGAUUGGGAACUCAUUGAAGAAGGAGAUCCGAGAAUUCUCGCAAUGACGUUCUCUGUCAAAAUGUGUAAAUCUCAGAAGGAAAUGGUGAUGAUUGCUGAGAAAUAUGGAAGGAAAUGUCAUGUUAUUUGGAAUAAAAGAGUCAAUAAAAUGGAAUUAUUCGACUGUACAACUUGUGAACAAUUACAAGAAGCCCCGCCCCCUUCAUACAAAUUGGCUGUUUGCACGGCCUCCAGCAGAGGCCCUCUCAAAGUACUGUGCGCAGUGCAUUGA
Molecule: messenger RNA, 1992 nt
Organism: Caenorhabditis remanei
Lineage: Eukaryota; Metazoa; Nematoda; Chromadorea; Rhabditida; Rhabditidae
Exons: 4
Coding region: 1-1992 (663 amino acids)
Source: RefSeq, a predicted model, not a curated record